AUGCCCCCGCUAGCCACGGAGAGCGUUCAUCGCAAAGAUCGCUCUUCCCAGUUGUCGGUCUUGAUCCUUGACAGGUCUGUCUGCUUCUGUGAGCCAGGCAUGCCUUUUCCUUUUCUCUUCUACCCGUCUCCCUCUCUAUGCAAGGUGCUAGGCCUACAUUGGCAGCCGUCUUCGCGAGCCGAGCGCUAUCGCCACAAACAGCCUGCAAGAGCAACACAGCGUCGCACGAAUGCUUCUCCGCUCAUGCAGAUGCUCUGCAAGAUCUUUGCCUGCCAGUACUCGCCCGAAUGCCCUGAAAAUCCCGUCUCCCUCGGCGUUGCAGAGAACUCACUCAUGCACGAAGAUCUGCUCGCUUGGUCGAGGAAGCGCUUCGAGCUCACCGCCAGCGAUCUGACGUAUGGCACAGCACUGAAGGGCUCCGCUCGCUUAUUCUCCGCACUGAUCCCUUUCUUCGAGCAACGCUUCAAGAACGUCAAGCCCAUCUUGCCUCAACAUAUCGUCACAGGCGCAGGCGUAUCUGCCGUGAUUGAUCAGCUCAUGAUCUUGCUCUGUGAUCCUAGUGAUGGCUGUUUGAUCGCUGCGCCAUUUUACGCCGGCUUCGAUAGAGAUCUACGUGUACGCAACGAUGUCAUCCCUAUCGGUGUGCAGAUACCCGGUCACAUCGAUCCUGCUUCACCGGACUCGCUUAAUUAUCUUCAAGCAAGAUACGACGAGUCAAAGACCGGCAAAGGACCCAAGAUCAAAGCGGUCAUCCUUUGCAAUCCUCAUAACCCUCUCGGCUUCUGUUAUCCUCGAGAGACAAUCGUAGAAUACGCUCGUUUUGCUGAGCGCAACAAUCUGCAUCUUAUCGUGGACGAGAUCUAUGCACUUUCGACGUUCAAGACGACAAACGCUACAGCGACGCCCUUUUGUUCAAUCCUGUCCAUCGAUGUCGAGCACGAAGCAGGCUGUGAUCCUUCUCGCGUGCAUAUGCUGUACGGCUCGAGCAAAGACUUCUGCAGCAACGGUCUACGCAUCGGCGUCAUGAUCUCCCAAUCUAACCCAGCGCUCUGCGAAGCCUUUACAUCCUCAGCCAUGUUCAUGAAGAUCAGUUCGCCUGCCGAUGCGCUCUUCUCCAAGCUCAUCUCCACUCCUGCCGAUCUCGAUUGGUUCAUCUCUACCAAUCAGCUCCGACUAGCCCAAGCAUACGAAUUCUCUACCAAAUGGCUCAAGAAACACGGCGUACCGUACAGACAGGCCAAUGCGGGACACUUUCUGUGGAUCGACUUGCGCAAGUUCAUGCCCACGUGCGAUAAUGAAGGCAAAGACCUUUCGUGCGAAGCAGAUAGAGAAUCGCAGCUCUUCAUCAAUCUGCUCGAGCACGGAGUCUAUAUCGCUCCCGGAAGCUUCUACCAUGCUUCUCAGCCUGGUUUCUUCCGAAUCACAUUCUCAGUCGUGCAGGAAGUGAUGCAAGUCGGUCUCGAUCGUCUUGCUGCGGUUAUCGAGCCGGAUAUGACUUCGUCUGUCGAUACCAUCGCUUCGGCCAAGGGCAACAAACGACUGAGUGCUCUCGAGUUGACGCGAGUGGACAUGGAAGCACUCGCUCUCGAGUGCGGAGGCAUGUGCUAG
Molecule: messenger RNA, 1608 nt
Organism: Mixia osmundae IAM 14324
Lineage: Eukaryota; Fungi; Basidiomycota; Mixiomycetes; Mixiales; Mixiaceae
Exons: 7
Coding region: 1-1608 (535 amino acids)
Biological process (GO): amino acid metabolic process; biosynthetic process
Molecular function (GO): pyridoxal phosphate binding; transaminase activity
Source: RefSeq, a predicted model, not a curated record